AUGUUGGGUCUCGACAAUGCCGGGAAAACCACCAUUCUCUACAAGUUGAAGUUGGGAAAGACGUCCAAGACAGCACCCACGGUCGGAUUUAACGUUGAGACCGUCAAGCACAAGAACGUGUCUUUUGCCGUGUGGGAUUGCGGUGGACAGGAGCGUAUCAGGCCAUUGUGGAGACACUAUUUCACCGGAACAAACGCGUUGAUAUACGUGGUAGACUCGUCCGAUAAAGAUCGUUUGGAGGAGUCCAAGAAAGAGUUGAUGCGUGUCAUUAAUGAUAAGGAAUUGGCUAACUGCUUGUUGAUCGUGUUGGCCAACAAGCAGGACGUUCCUGAUGCCGUGAAGCCCAAGGAGCUUAUCGAGCAGUUUGACAUGAACAGCUUGAGUGGCGACCACGUAUGGUCUGUCAUUCCAACUAUCGCCAUUGAUGGCACCGGCUUGGCCGAAACCUUAAGCUGGAUAUCCAAUCACUCCAAGUAA
Molecule: messenger RNA, 477 nt
Organism: Candidozyma haemuli
Lineage: Eukaryota; Fungi; Ascomycota; Pichiomycetes; Serinales; Metschnikowiaceae
Gene: ARF3
Product: Arf3p
Exons: 1
Coding region: 1-477 (158 amino acids)
Biological process (GO): vesicle-mediated transport; intracellular protein transport
Cellular component (GO): cytoplasm
Molecular function (GO): GTP binding; GTPase activity
Source: RefSeq, a predicted model, not a curated record